AUGCCGGACGAGAUCUUGAACGACAUCUCACAUCGCAGAUACAACCCCUUGACGGGUUCAUGGCUGCUUGUUUCACCCCACAGGACCAAGCGCCCCUGGCAAGGCCAGCAAGAGGCAGCUCUAGAGAACACACUGCCCGAGUACGACGAGAAGUGCUAUCUGUGCCCCGGCAACAAGCGCGCUCAGGGCGACCAGAACCCCAGAUACGAAAACACAUUUGUCUUUGUCAAUGACUACAGUGCCGUCAAGGAGCAGCAGCAAGACUACCAACCAGAGGUGAAGAGCGAUGAUAUCGCGUCGUUACUCCUGCGCGCUGAGGCCGCCACCGGCCGCUGCUACGUCCUCACCUUCUCCGCCAAGCACAACGCCACCCUCGCCGACAUGACCGCCCAAGAGAUUGUGCCCGUCAUCGAGACCUGGACCCGCAUCUACGCCUCUCACCUUGCGCCCUCCAGUCCCCUCGCCGGCGCCGCCGCCGACGUGCUCAAGGCCCUCCCCGCCGCCUCGGCCGACGACUCGGUCACCCCUCCCGCCCACCAGCUGCGCUACAUGCAGAUCUUCGAGAACAAGGGCGCCGCCAUGGGCUGCUCCAACCCCCACCCCCACUGCCAGAUCUGGACCACCUCGAGCCUGCCCGAGGAGCCCGGCAAGGAGCUCGCCCAGCUGGCCCGGUACCGCCGCGAGCACGCCGGGCGGCACAUGCUCGCCGACUACGUGCGGCUCGAGAUGGAGAAGGGCGAGCGCGUCGUCUGGCAGAACGACGCCUUCCUCGUCGUCUGCCCCUGGUGGGCCGUCUGGCCCUUCGAGGUGCUCGUCAUCGCCAAGCGCCACGUGCGCGCCCUCGUCGACCUCACCGCCGCCGAGCGCCUGCAGUUCGCCGAGGCCGUCCAGGAGGUCGCGCGCCGCUACGACAACCUCUUCCAGACCAGUUUUCCGUAUAGCUCGGGCAUCCACCAGGCGCCGCUCGAGUGCCGCGACGAGGACGAGGCCGAGAGCAGCUGGUUCCACAUGCACUUCUACCCGCCGCUGCUGCGGUCCGCCACCGUGCGCAAGUUCCUCGUCGGCUACGAGCUCAUGGCCGAGCCGCAGAGGGACAUCACCCCGGAGCAGGCGACGCUGCGCCUGAGGGACUGCGGCGGCAAGCUCUACCGUAAAUCGAUGUAG
This is a messenger RNA of Thyridium curvatum, 1164 nucleotides long. RefSeq lists its product as uncharacterized. Gene Ontology annotation, biological process: beta-D-galactose catabolic process via UDP-galactose, Leloir pathway. NCBI's taxonomy places the organism in Eukaryota, Fungi, Ascomycota, Sordariomycetes, Thyridiales, Thyridiaceae. Gene Ontology annotation, molecular function: UDP-glucose:hexose-1-phosphate uridylyltransferase activity; zinc ion binding. The transcript has 3 exons. Bases 1 to 1164 code for a protein of 387 amino acids. The record is from RefSeq and is a predicted model, not a curated record. Gene Ontology annotation, cellular component: cytoplasm.